AUGGCAAAGUAUCUGAAAGAAGCCAGGAAGACAAGGAGCUUAUUGUUGCUGCUGGGAAUCCUUACCGUUGCCGAAGCACAAUACCAGUGGACCAUAUUUGAUCAGGAUCACAUAGAAUUUUGCUCCGAUAGGAACACCUGCAAUGGACGUCCACAUACGAUGUGCUACGAGGCCAACCAGACCCAUCCGAGGUGCAAGAAGUUUAAACCGCUGGUUUUGGAUGAGAAAAGUAUAAAAAGUUUCAUGAUGGGACAUAACGGGCUACGCAAUAAAGUUGCAACGAAUCCCCAGCGACCUGCUCUCGAUAUGCAGUUGUUGCAUUGGGAUAGCGAUUUGCAGGCCAUGGCUGAAAGAUGGGUUCGCCAGUGCAUCGUGGAAUAUGAUGAAUGCAAAUUUAUUGGUGAUCCGUUCUAUCAGAUCGAACAAAACAUUUUCUUCCAUCCUAAACCGCCUCUUGUGCACUGGGAAGCGCUUGCUUUAAGUACUUGGUUCAAUGAGAAGGAACAUCACAACCCCAACCUUCCACUCAACGCUCUACAGAAGGAAGACGUGUCUAACUACACGCAACUCAUCUGGGCCCGGACACAGUUCGUCGGGUGCGGUGCGGCCGAAAUGCACGGUGGCUAUCUGGUCGUUUGCUACUACUAUCCCCGCGGGAACAUCGUCGCCGAACCGGUGUACACCGUCGGUCCCAAGCCCUGCACCGGCUGCCCGCAGGAGCGCGCCUCCUGUUCGCACGUUUUUCGCGGACUCUGCGGAAUCGACGACCGGCAUUCCGCGGCGUAUCGAUCCAACCCCCGGUCGAUGGCGAUGGCUGCGCUGAUGAUGCUGCUGCUGGUGGCGCAUAAUAGGAUUCGCGCGUUUAAUCCGUGCUGA
Anopheles coustani is the source of this 876-nucleotide messenger RNA. Its product is annotated as venom allergen 5-like. Bases 1 to 876 code for a protein of 291 amino acids. The transcript is spliced from 6 exons. The record is from RefSeq and is a predicted model, not a curated record. Lineage: Eukaryota; Metazoa; Arthropoda; Insecta; Diptera; Culicidae.